Messenger RNA from Protopterus annectens (West African lungfish), 1657 nucleotides. It is a transcript of the gene HOXC13, whose product is annotated as homeobox C13. Bases 126 to 1046 code for a protein of 306 amino acids. The transcript is spliced from 2 exons. Gene Ontology annotation, molecular function: RNA polymerase II cis-regulatory region sequence-specific DNA binding; DNA-binding transcription factor activity, RNA polymerase II-specific. NCBI's taxonomy places the organism in Eukaryota, Metazoa, Chordata, Ceratodontiformes, Protopteridae. Gene Ontology annotation, biological process: regulation of transcription by RNA polymerase II. The record is from RefSeq and is a predicted model, not a curated record.
AUCUCAAUGAGUUUAACUCUGAUUUUCUAAUGCGCAUGCGUGACGUAAAAAAAUGUGCCCGAGAAAUAGGUGUCUCUCUCUCUCUUUGGGAAGUCUACUUUUAAAAAGCAUCGGCAGCCCCUGAUAUGACGACUUCAGUAGUUCUGCAUCCACGCUGGGCGGAUACUUUAAUGUACGUGUAUGAAAAAAGCCCGAAUGAAAAUAUUCAUAACAAAAACACGGGCAUGGAGGGACUGAAUGGGAAUUGUCCAGCAAGUCAUUGUCGGGAUUUCAUAUCGCAUUCAGCUUUGGGUCGCCAUUCCAGCACAAUAACGACUCAUCAGAGCGCUGUCUAUCCGGAUAUUGCGGCUCCAGAGGCCGGCAGGCAAUGUUCUGCAAAUCAGACUUCAUCUGGUGCAAGCCUAGGUUACGGCUAUCCUUUUGGAAGUGCCUAUUAUGGGUGCAGGCUCUCUCAUUCCCACAACAUGAACUUGCAGCAGAAGCCAUGCUCUUAUCACCCAGCUGAAAAGUACACUGAGCCCAGCAGCUCUCUGUCAAACGAGGAACUGUCUUCCAGGGCCAAAGAGUUUGCGUUUUACCCCAGUUUUCCUUCUUCUUACCAAACAGUCCCUGGUUAUUUGGACAUGUCAGUUGUUCCCAGUAUCAGUUCUCAUCCAGAACCAAGACAUGACGCCUUGCUACCAAUGGAAGGAUAUCAACACUGGGCUAUUUCCAAUGGCUGGGAUGGGCAGGUUUAUUGUUCCAAGGAGCCCUCACAGCCAACCCAUUUGUGGAAGUCACCUUUCCCAGAUGUGGUGCCGCUGCAGCCAGAAGUAACAGGAUAUCGGAGGGGUCGGAAAAAGAGAGUUCCGUACACAAAACUCCAACUGAAGGAGCUGGAGAAGGAAUACGCAGCCAGCAAGUUCAUUACCAAAGAGAAGAGGCGAAGAAUCUCAGCCAGCACAAACCUGUCCGAGCGACAAGUCACCAUCUGGUUUCAAAACCGGAGAGUCAAAGAGAAGAAAGUCAUUACGAAAUCGAAAACAGCUCAUCACCAUACCACUUGACGGGGGAGGUUUUGAAGCAUAUUCAUCUAUUUAUCAACAUUAAAAUAUAUCAUAUGCUCUUGACUUUCUUACUGUUAGAAAGAACGAGGUAUCCCUCCGUCUUUCAUUGUAUAUUUUUGGUUGUUUAUAAUUAUCAAACAACUGUUAAGAAGUGAUAAAUGUUCAGAAUGCAUUCAUGUAUAUAGCAUUAACCGAGACUGAUGAUGAUGAUGAUGCAUUAUUCUGUAUAAUAAUCGCUGGGAUUUAUAUUUGCAGUAAUAGCAUUCUGCUUAAAUUCCUUUCAAGCUGGACAACUCUGUACGUGUGCAAAGGGCAGCGCUGAAUUCUCUUUCUGGUUAUGACUAUAAAGAUUCAAUCAAGCUGAGCAAGUCUGAUCCGUGUUUGUUGUUUGUUCUCUGUGCACAUAAUUAACAAACUGUAUGGCUUGCUUGGCUUUCUUAACACUGCAGUGGAAAUGACUAUUACAUUUUGUAAAUGCAGUGUCUUCUAAUUGUAAAAACGAGUCUUUAAUGCCUUUAAAGCUUAACUCUUCUCGGAUGUUUUGUCUUGUCUUUUGUGCUGUGAGGACUUAAUGCAAAAGAAGAACAUUUAAAAUAAAUGUAAAUUUCGCU